This is a messenger RNA of Pecten maximus, 840 nucleotides long. RefSeq lists its product as uncharacterized. The record is from RefSeq and is a predicted model, not a curated record. The transcript has 3 exons. Lineage: Eukaryota; Metazoa; Mollusca; Bivalvia; Pectinida; Pectinidae. The coding region runs from base 1 to 840 and encodes 279 amino acids.
AUGGUACCGGUGUCUCUUGGUCAACAACCCACAUUGGUGCCAUGGAGGCUUUCAGCUGCGAUGAAGCGAAUGGUGUCGCUUGUCAACACAGUUCAGUCACAGAAUCUACCAGAGCGAUUCAUCAAUGUGUCUGCUUGCUAUUCAAAACGCAUCGGUCCGAGUUGUUUCUCAGGAGAAGUGAUUGCAAUCGAUGCGGUUUAUGUAGGCGCCAAAAAGUUAAGUUCAUCAUGUCAACUCGUCACCUCAUUGAACCAGGUUUGCUGUGAACGUGAUACCGACAACGACUGUAUAACAACUUACCUGAACGAGCAUAAUAACCUGACGUAUACCUACCACGAUGAGUGUAUUGGACAGGAAGUAUGCAGCUCUCAGCCGGUACAAUGGAUGACAGUGGCACCUGAUUGGUGUACAAAUCAUACUCAAUAUUUACCGAACACAAACUACAUGGUCAUCGACUACUAUUGCAUCAACAAAACAAAUGUAGGUGUUCUACCGUCAGUGUCGCUUGUUGCCAGUGCCGGUAGCGCCCUCUAUCUCCAGGGGCAACAGUACCCCGGAUAUAUGACUCAAGCAACCUAUUCCAGCUGUUCAUUAAAAUCAUCUUGUGGAGGAGGAGUCAGUAUCCAGGCCAUACACAUCGAGUUUGACAUGAAUGACGGGAUAUGUCAACAGGAAAUUACGAUCUCUGAUACAUCUGGUCACACCAGAGUCAUUACAUGUGACGACAACAACAACUACAAUAUCUCAGAGGUGUUUACUACGUCAUCACAUAACAUCACCAUCAAUGUAUGCAGUCGGCAUGGUAACGGCAAGUUCUGGAUAGGAUUUGUCCGUAAGUGA